Messenger RNA from Eutrema salsugineum, 948 nucleotides. Its product is annotated as REF/SRPP-like protein At1g67360. The transcript is spliced from 3 exons. The record is from RefSeq and is a predicted model, not a curated record. Bases 99 to 803 code for a protein of 234 amino acids. Lineage: Eukaryota; Viridiplantae; Streptophyta; Magnoliopsida; Brassicales; Brassicaceae.
GUGAUGCGAAGAUACUUUGCUGUUUUAACACAACAUACAGAGCACCAGUGACAGGCAAGAAGCGAAGAACUCAAUACAAAGAAGAAAAAAAAUUAGAGAUGGAGACGGAGACGAGUAGCAAGGAGCUAGGGCUUAAACACCUAGGUUUCGUGAGAAUCGCAGCGAUCCACGUUCUCGUUAGCUUCACGAGUCUCUACGAUUACGCUAAGCAAAACUCCGGUCCUCUUAAAUCCGCCGUCGGUAAAGUAGAAGGAGCCGUCACCGCCGUCGUUACCCCUGUCUACAACAAAUUCAAGGAUGUUCCAGAUACUCUCCUCGUCUUUCUCGAUCACAAGGUCGGUGAAGUUUCGGUCAAGUUUGAUAAGCAUGCUCCUCCAAUGGCUAAGCAAGUGGUAACUCAAGCGAGUGUGUUGAUGAGCAAGGCAACAGAGAAGGCUCAAGGGUUUGUGAAAGAGGCUCGUACCGGUGGUCCUAAAGCUGCCUUUAACUAUGCUGCAACCGAGUACAAGUGUUUCCUUGUGACCAACUCAGUCAAAGCCUGGGCUAAACUCAACCAGUACAAACCAAUCCAUGCAGUGGGAGGCAAAGCUUUGCCCGUGGCUGCUCACUUCUCCGGAAUGUAUAACGAUUUGGUGACGGAUAUGACCCAGAUGGGUUACCCUGUGGUUGGUUAUUUUCCUUUGGUUCCUGUUGAUGACAUUGUUAAGGCUUAUGAAAAGGAAGACGCUGCAGGAAAGAAAGAAGAUGCUACUACUACUACCACUGAUGGGAAUAAAUCAUCGUCUGAUUCGGAUUCAGAUUAAAACGUUUGUUUGCGUUUGGAUUGUUGGGGUUUGGUAAAUGAUCUUAGGCCCUCUUUUUUAUUUUCUUGUACCGUUCUUAGUACGUGGACCAUAAGUGUUUUCGUUUCUUGGUUGUGUGAAAAUGUGAUGUUGUGUGUUUUCUAUC